Messenger RNA from Mya arenaria, 2473 nucleotides. RefSeq lists its product as uncharacterized. Bases 141 to 929 code for a protein of 262 amino acids. The transcript is spliced from 6 exons. The record is from RefSeq and is a predicted model, not a curated record. Lineage: Eukaryota; Metazoa; Mollusca; Bivalvia; Myida; Myidae.
UUUAUCUUUAGGACGACUCGGAUAAGUACGAUGUGAUAUGCUUUGUUAAUUUAAUUUGAAUUUUCUGUGUUUUACUUAUUGUUUGUUAAUUUCGUGAGGAUUUAUCUUUUGGAAUUCAGGUUUAAAGAAGACACCCAGACAUGGCGAUGCUAUUCAUCAUGCAUGUAUUGAUCUGCACGAUCGUCAGCCAUGCACUGGGUAUGCAGACUGACGUCCGAAUGACCGAUAGACAUUCGGCCAUGAGAAAUCCACGCAAUGUUGACCGCGCUCAAAAUCUUCACAGUGACUUAGGGACUCGACAAAAACGAGCAGCCAAUCAGAGUUGUGAGUUGACUGCCAUUGGAGAAAGAUUGCUGUCAUGCGCAUCUGCCACAGCUGCUAUUACUAACUCAACUGUUGACCAACUUUCGAGUAUUUGUGGAAACGUCGAGUGUAACAUAAAAUGUUUUACGGAAGCAGUUGGGGACUGCUAUCAGACUGACCAGAACUUCUAUUUUGACCCAAGCGUGGUCAAAAUGGGGUAUAGAGCCAUGUGCGCCAACACGGAUCUUACUACUGGAAUGUUUACCCACUGUGCCUCUCAACUCUUUGAUGACCAGUGCUUUUCAGUUCUGACUACGGCCCUUACAAGCGCUGCGAUAAACUAUUUUGUUCCACAAGACUAUGCUAACUAUAAGAUAUCGUACUGCAGCGCAUUAUCUACCUAUGUUUCCUGCCUGAGCGUCCAACCUUCCGGCAGCUGCACAUCCGAAAUGGCUCAGUUUGCAAACGAUAUAAUGUUGGCAUCCGCCCAGUUUGAAGGUUGUGGAGGUCAGACGCACGCCUUCUUCACGACGUAUGAAGGCGAUAUUGAAUGUAGCGCAAGUCAUGUCGGCACAAAUAUCGUUAUAACACUUCUAGUGGCAAUGUGUAUUCGUCUUUGGGAAUAGCGAAUUCUGUACACGCGGAUGUUAUAAAUUAGUGCGUACAUGUUGCAUGAACAAACCCAAAAGCACUCUUUACAACCACAUGCUAAAUAUAAAUAAUUUGAGGUUGUGUAUAUUGACUUAUCAUUUGUUGUAAUUGUUUUUUUAAACAGAAGAUCUUUUACCGUAUGCUUAAAAAACCAGUCCUGGGUUUAUGACAACAUUUACAGAAGGACAACGUUGGGCUGUUAUAAUAGGUUCAAACGUUACCAAAACACAUUAACUUGCUCUUCAAAAAAGACAAAGUCCAUGUGAAUAUUUCCUUGUUGGUAUAAGUAAUGGAUCUAAUGUUACAAGACAUUUUCCUCGUCUAGAGUGUGUGUUAUUUCGAAUUUGACAUUUGUAGCAACUUGACUUUGACAAUGGGGCCAUCUUUUCGAAAAACGUUCUAAAACAUCGUUAGAGAAUUUAAACCUAGCGAGUGUCCGAAAUUAAGUAAAAUUCAACUUGUUGAUGUAAAAAAAUCAUAGAAUAAUAUUUCCAGCCGUGCUACUUGUUAAAAAUAAUAUUUCGUUACAGCCGAAAAUAGAAUAUUCGAAAGAGCGAUCGUACUAUACCAUCGUUGAUAAGUGGCCCCUCUAUGGAUAGUUCAAUCAUCAUCAAUUGUGCUGCUUUAUUCAUUGUUAGCGUAUAUUAUGAAUUGUGUAUACAGCUUUAAAACAAUAUUCGACGAUAUUAUUUAGUUCCAAAGUAUGUUAUUGUAUCACAUGCUUUAACUCUUACUCCAAACGAACAACAUUGAUAUAUUGAAGUAUCAUGACAUCAGACGAUAGAUGUAAGUCUGUAAUUGUGGAUUACUAUUGAUGAUAAUUUAUCAUUUUGUUAAAGAUUUUAAGAAUAACAUUUUAACAGUUGUUUGUUCAAAAUGCCAUGAAAUAAUAACUUUAUUUUGAUAUCAAUGUGAUUUGCUGUUUUGCUAUUUGUUGUAAUGUGGUGCCUCCUGUCUCUUAUUGAGUGUUUGUUCGGCUUUGAUCCUUUUGUUUUAAAUACAACAUAUAUGUAAUCUCUAUUUCUGAUCAUGCAAUGCUGUGUCUCACGUAUAGUUUCUGUUUUUGCUUUGACGCUAUGUUUAAAAUGAAAACAAAAUCUGCUUGGCUCGUUGCUGUUUUCCAAAAAGAAUGUAUGUUUAUAAUUAAGUACAAUGAAGACGUUUGUAAGAGAAAACCAGUAUUUUCUGAAGUCGAAAACGCCAGAGAAAUUUUUAGCGCCUUGAGUCCAUCUUUGAGACUGUGGCGGUUAUCAGAAGAUAUUAUCAAGGUACAAUAUAUCGCAAGGGUAAAGCAAAAAUACUAAAUGUGACUUGGAGUUCAACAACUUUUACAAUUUAAAGUUUUUCUAACAAUUUAAAGUUUUUCUAAUAUUCAUCUCCCAUUAAAACUGAAAAAACUUUAUUCACACUGUGAAAUAUAGAUAAAACCAAAGCAAAUACGAAUCCAAAAAAUGAAUUAUAAAGAAUGAUGUUUUGUUUACUUUUUUAUUUUGUAUAAUAAAUAACAAAGAGAAAUCGU